UAUGACUUGUUUGUUCUAGAAGGCUUCUAGAACUAAAGGACUAGUUGUAUUUUCCUUAACUUAUUUUGAUGUAUUUUUCCUUUAUAUUGCUCGUUCGUCUUCGGUUUGACAUAUGAAAAAUAUUCUUUUUGAAACCUCUUUAUUGGAUAGAGUUGAGGGAUCUUGUAUAUAUCAAGAAGGUUCAAAUAAGGUUGUUUGUUCUGUUGUAGGUCCUUCUGAUAUAAAAACAAGAGAUGAUGCACUGGGAGAAGCAGCAUUAGAUGUGAUGAUAAGAUUUGAUAUAGGAAUGUCUGGUGCAAAAGAAAGACAAAUGGAACAAAUCAUUUGGAAAACUAUAUCACCAAUGAUUAUACGAACAAUGUAUCCUCAUACACUGAUUCAAGUUGUUAUUCAAGUUGUUUCUUAUGAGAGAUCUGAAAAUACGGCAUCUUUGUUGGCUGCCAUGUUAAAUGCAACAUGUAUAGCACUUAUUGAUUCUGGGAUUUCUUUGUUAUCUACAUUUUCUGCUGUAUGUUUGGCAGUUCUUUUAAAAAAUAAGGAAAUAUCUAUUAUUGUUAAUCCGACCUUAAAAAUAUUAAAUGAAUGUAUGAGCACACAUGUUGUAUGUUAUGCUUUUCCUGAUGAAAAGCUUCUUUCAUGUGAAAGUAUAGGGCUUUUUACAGAAAAUGAAUUUUUUGAAAUACUUUUAAAGGCACAGGAUGCAUGCAGAAAUAUUCAUUAUGAAAUAAAAACGACAAUAACAAAAAAAAUAAUGGAAGAAAAUCAUAGAUGA
Pneumocystis murina B123 is the source of this 772-nucleotide messenger RNA. RefSeq lists its product as hypothetical. Gene Ontology annotation, biological process: U4 snRNA 3'-end processing; poly(A)-dependent snoRNA 3'-end processing; nuclear mRNA surveillance. NCBI's taxonomy places the organism in Eukaryota, Fungi, Ascomycota, Pneumocystomycetes, Pneumocystales, Pneumocystaceae. The transcript has 6 exons. The record is from RefSeq and is a predicted model, not a curated record. Gene Ontology annotation, cellular component: nucleolus; cytoplasmic exosome (RNase complex); nuclear exosome (RNase complex). The coding region runs from base 113 to 772 and encodes 219 amino acids.